CGGCCUGCGGCCAGCCUGGGUGCUGCUCCCGGGGCUGCGGUGCGAGUGCGGUUCGCCCCAAGCCCCACAGGGUUCUUGCACCUCGGUGGCCUCCGCACUGCCCUCUACAACUACAUCUUUGCCAAAAAGCACCAGGGGAGCUUCAUCCUAAGACUGGAGGACACAGAUCAGACCCGUCUUGUGCCUGGGGCAGCGGAGAAUAUUGAGGACAUGUUGGAGUGGGCAGGCAUCCCUCCUGAUGAAAGCCCUCGUCGGGGAGGUCCUGCCGGGCCCUACCAGCAGUCUCAGCGCCUGGAGCUGUACACUCAGGCUGCAGAAGCUCUGCUGAAAACUGGAGCUGCUUACCCCUGUUUCUGUUCACCGCAGCGGCUGGAGCUCCUGAAGAAGGAGGCCCUGAGGAACCGCCAGACACCCCGGUAUGACAAUCGAUGCCGGAACCUGAGCCAGGGGCAGGUGGCCCAGAGGCUGGCCAAGGACCCCAAGCCUGCUAUCCGCUUCCGCCUGGAGGAGGAGGCACCAGCCUUCCAGGACCUGGUGUACGGUUGGAAUCGGCAUGAGGUGGCCAGCGUGGAGGGAGACCCGGUCAUCCUGAAGAGCGACGGCUUCCCCACGUACCACCUGGCCUGUGUGGUGGACGACCACCACAUGGGCAUCAGCCACGUGCUGCGGGGCUCCGAGUGGCUCGUGUCCACUGCCAAGCACCUGCUCCUCUACCGGGCCCUGGGCUGGCAGCCACCUCGCUUUGCCCACCUGCCCCUGCUGCUCAACAGGGAUGGCAGCAAGCUGUCCAAGAGGCAAGGGGACAUCUUCCUGGAGCACUUUGCUGCUGUCGGCUUCCUGCCUGAUGCCUUGCUUGACAUCAUCACUAACUGUGGCUCGGGGUUUGCAGAGAACCAGAUGGGCAGGACCUUGCCAGAGCUGAUAACACAGUUCGACCUGACUCGGGUGACCUGCCACUCGGCCCUCCUGGAUCUGGAGAAGCUUCCAGAAUUCAACAGGGUGCACCUGGGACGGCUGGUGAGCAGUGAGACCCAGAGGCACCAGCUGGUGGAGAAGCUGCAGGCCCUGGUUGAGGAGGCGUUUGGGAGCCAGCUGCAAGACAGAGGUGUCCUUGACCCAGCGUAUGUGGAGAGGAUCAUCCUGCUGAGACAGGGUCACAUUUGCCGCCUGCAGGAUUUGGUCUCACCCACAUACUCAUACUUAUGGACUCGUCCUGCUGUGGGUCGGAUGCAGCUGGGCGCCUUCUCGGAGAAGAUGGAUGUGAUUGCCAAGCGUGUGCUGGGGCUUUUAGAAAGGUCCACUACAAGUUUAACUCAGGAUGUGCUGAACAGAGAACUGAAGAAGCUGUCAGAAGGUCUGGAAGACACCAAGCACAGUAACGUGAUGAAAUUCCUUCGUGUGGCCCUCAGUGGACAGCCGCAAGGACCUCCUGUAGCUGAGAUGAUGGUGUCCCUGGGGCCAAAAGAAGUGCGGGAACGAAUCCAGAAGGUGCUGUCCAGCUAGGAGAUGAUGUGCAGGACAGUGGAGGUCUUCCUAGGAACCUGUGCCCUUGGAAACUGCCUUCAGAGGACAGGAGGAGGCCUGGGCCCAGUGAAAAGCUUGCAGAGGAAUGAAGAGCGGAAGCAGAAUCUCUAACUGCACACAAGUACAUUAUGGCUCCACAGCAAGCCCAUCCUCAAUGGUUGGCCAGGGAAGCCAGCCCUCCUCACCUUCCUGACUUAAGAAAAGAAGUCUUCAUCUCUAGUUUUGAAUACCACCUUAUAUAGUAGAGGUCAGGAUUUAGUUCACAGCAAAGUAACGUUCUGGGACAGUCCAGAGGGCUUGGGUAUUAGUUUUGUAGGGCUGCCAUAACAAAAAUGCCACAGAACUAGGUGGCUUAAGAACUUACUGGGACCAGGAGAUGGUGUAAUGGUUACAUUGCUGGGUUCCCAUGUAGUUGACCAUGGCUUGAGUCCCAGAUCCAGCAGCUUAAAACUCACACC
Messenger RNA from Tupaia belangeri chinensis (Chinese tree shrew), 1982 nucleotides. RefSeq names its product glutamyl-tRNA synthetase 2, mitochondrial (gene EARS2). The record is from RefSeq and is a predicted model, not a curated record. Gene Ontology annotation, biological process: glutamyl-tRNA aminoacylation. Gene Ontology annotation, molecular function: ATP binding; glutamate-tRNA ligase activity; zinc ion binding. Lineage: Eukaryota; Metazoa; Chordata; Mammalia; Scandentia; Tupaiidae. Gene Ontology annotation, cellular component: mitochondrion.